This is a messenger RNA of Andrographis paniculata, 2314 nucleotides long. Its product is annotated as ABC transporter G family member 15-like. The coding region runs from base 55 to 2121 and encodes 688 amino acids. NCBI's taxonomy places the organism in Eukaryota, Viridiplantae, Streptophyta, Magnoliopsida, Lamiales, Acanthaceae. Gene Ontology annotation, molecular function: ATP binding; ATP hydrolysis activity; ABC-type transporter activity. The transcript has 8 exons. The record is from RefSeq and is a predicted model, not a curated record. Gene Ontology annotation, cellular component: membrane.
AUCAUGAGGAUCAGUACUAGCUACUGAUCUGGAUCAUUAUAUAUAUAUAUAUAUAUGGAGAUAAUAGAGAUGACAGCACCAGCACCAGCAGCUCCUCCGCCUGAGAGCGGCGGCGCGUGGGUGGCGUGGGAGGAGCUGACGGCGGUGAUCCCGAAUUUCAGGAAGGGCCCGACGAGAAGGCUAAUAAAUGGGCUAACGGGUUAUGCUUUCCCGGGUCGGAUCCUCGCCGUAAUGGGACCUUCCGGCUCCGGCAAAUCCACUUUCCUCGAUUCUUUAGCUGGUAGGGUGGGUGGAAAUGUGGUGCUGUCCGGCAAGGUUGCUCUCAAUGGCAGAUACACUAACAACAUCAUCACUAUCACCACCCUUCACCAUGGUCUUCUUGCAUACGUGACGCAGGAAGAUGUGUUCCUGGGGACACUAACAGUGAGGGAGACCAUCACCUACUCAGCAAUGCUCAGGCUCCCCUCCACCAUAUCUAAGGACGAACUCUACGAAACCGUCGAAAACACCAUAACAGAGAUGGGCCUUCAAGACUGCGCCGAUCAUCUCAUCGGAAACUGGCAUUUAAGAGGAAUAAGUGGCGGCGAAAAGAAGAGGCUCAGCAUCGCCUUAGAGAUCAUAACUAAACCUUACCUUCUCUUCCUCGACGAGCCCACUACUGGCCUCGACAGCGCCUCCGCUUUCUUCGUCGUCCAAGCACUCAAGAACGUCGCAAGAAGCGGCAGAACUAUCAUAUCGGCCAUUCACCAGCCCAGCAGCGAAGUCUUCGCCCUGUUAGACGAUCUUCUGCUGCUUUCGUCUGGAGAAACAGUUUAUUUUGGAGAAGCUGGAAAGGCAAUACAGUUCUUUGCCGACGCAGGAUUCCCCUGUCCUAGUAGAAGAAACCCGUCAGAUCAUUUUCUUCGUUGUGUAAAUUCGGACUUCGACAAAGUGCACAACACAUUGAAGGGUUCACAGAGGAUGGAAGUGAAAGAUACGUCAGGUCUGAAUAUAAAUUCAAUGUCGACAACAGAAAUCAGAGCAACACUUAUCCGGAAGUAUCAAAGCUUGAAGCUUGCAUCGAGGAUCAGCGCUAGAAUCAAAGAAUUCUCACCUACGGAUCAUUUUGCUAUGGAAGAAAUUUGUGGGAGCCAGGCAACAUGGUCCAGGCAACUUUCGACAUUGACAAAGAGAUCAUUUACAAACAUGUGCAGAGACUUUGGUUAUUACUGGCUGAGAAUCCUAGUUUUUGUUAUAGUUUCCAUCUGUGUCGGUUCGAUCUUCCAUGAUAUCGGAUCCAAUUACCAUGCUGUUCUAGCAAGGGGAGCAUGUGGUGGAUUUAUAUCCGGUUUCAUGACGUUCAUGGCAAUCGGAGGCUUCCCAUCAUUCAUCGAAGAAAUGAAGGUAUUUUACAAAGAAAGGCUCAACGGGCAUUAUGGGGUUGGAGUGUUUAUUAUUUCUAACUUCAUCUCUUCGUUUCCUUUCUUGGUUGUAAUGUCGUUUAGCACAGCAUCGAUUACUUAUUUCAUGGUGAAGUAUCACCCAGGCUUCAGCCAUUUCAUGUAUGCUGCCCUCGACCUCUUGAUCUCCAUAGCUGUGGUCGAGAGCUGCAUGAUGGUCGUGGCUGCAAUCGUUCCCAAUUUCCUAAUGGGAGUUAUUAUCGGCGCCGGGUUUAUUGGUAUCAUGAUGGCUACGGCUGGUUUUUUUCGGCUCCUCCCUGAUCUACCAAAGAUAAUCUGGAAAUAUCCAGUCUCGUAUAUCAACUACAUGGCAUGGGCCUUACAGGGUGCCUACAAAAAUGACAUGAUAGGGAUCGAGUUCGAUUCGCCACAGCCAGGGCAGCCAAAACUAAAGGGAGAAAUGGUUCUGACUAGUAUGUUGGGCAUCUCCAUAAAUCACUCAAAAUGGUGGGAUUUGGCAGCAGUUGGAGCUAUACUAAUAGCAUACAAACUACUAUUCUUUUCCAUACUCAAGUUUAAAGAGAAGGCUCUCCCAAUACUUCGAACUUACUGCGCCAAGAGAACUCUUCACCAUCUCAUGAAGAGACCUUCAUUCCGAAAGACACCUCCUUGUUCUUCAAAAAGACAUCAUGUUGUUCAUUCAUUAUCUUCUCAAGAGGGCCUAAACUCUCCACUACACUAAAACCACCAUGAAGAGAUUUUAUUACUCAACACUAGUUCUUGAUUCGACAUAUAUGUAUGUGUGUGGAUUAUGAACGACACAUUUGAGUAUUUAUUAGGAGUUACCAUACAGAGACGCGUUUGAAUUGUAACCACCAUUGCGAUGUAUUUUAUUAGUUGGUGAUUCAUAUAAUUGAGGUAAACACAACAUUCUC